UAGCCAAUCUGGUGACAUCGUGCCGCCAUCGCCUACCAUCGCUACCUUGCCAUGUGGUCCGACAUCGGCAGUGGUGAAUCCCUCUCUCUCGACUUCUCCCACCCCUCCAUCGACCACCCUCUCUCAUACUGAAACCCAUAUCCAUUUUGGGUUUGAAAACCCUUACUGUUGUCGCCUACCCCACCGUACCACGCAGUCCAACAUCAGCCAAGGCAGCUCCUCCCUCUCGGCCUCUGUGUUCGUUACCCUCACCUUCCUUGUCUUUGUCGCUCACUGCCUCUCUCUCUCUCUCUCUCUCGUCGUGCCGUCUGUCGCAGCCAAUGUCGUCGCCACUUCUUGCCAGGCGCCACUCCUUGUCGGGCGGUUUCCCUCUUAACCCUCUCGAUCUCGCCUUUCUUCCUGUAGAUCUCUCCCUCUAUCUCUCGAUCUCUGUCUCGCAGUUAACAUGCUGCCGCUGUGAAUUGCCAGUUGUGUGACGUAGGGAGUCAGGGUAUGCGCGUGAUCCAAAGGGGAGACUAUGGUGCAUGCGUAAUUAAAUGGAUGCUUUAAAAAUGGAAAUGUGGAUUUUUGGCGUGCAUGGCUUUUCUGUAAAUUGUUGAGAAGGAUAUUGGCUUUGUGGAGUUUUGGUGGAGGAAAAACAAAAUGUUUCUCAAGGUACAGUUGCCUUGGAAUGUCAUAAUCCCUGCCGAAAACUUGGAUGCGAAAGGAUUGCUGCUCCAACGGUCAAUUAUUAUUCGCCUGUUGGAGGACUUUGCUGCUAGAAAGGCCACUAAGGAUCUUGGAUAUUAUCUUGCAGUCACGACUCUGGAGAGCAUAGGAGAGGGGAGAGUUAGACAGCAAACGGGAGAUGUAAUGUUUCCAGUUGUUUUUAGUGGAAUCACCUUCAAGCUUUACAGAGGAGAGAUUUUAGAAGGGGUUGUCCACAAGGUGCUGAAGCAUGGGGUCUUCUUGAGGUGUGGACCGGUGGAAAAUAUAUAUCUCUCUCAUCUGAAAAUGCCAGGUUACAGUUAUAUGCCUGGGGAGAAUCCAAUGUUCAAUGACAAGGUUUCGAGGAUUGAAAAAGACAUCGUGGUUCGUUUCAUUGUUAUUGGGACAAAAUGGCUGGAGGCGGAAAGGGAAUUUCAAGCAUUGGUCAGUUUGGAGGGACAUUAUCUGGGACCAGUUUCGUAGUGUUGAUGAUACUGCCUUUGCAUCUGGGACCAAAUAUGUUUAUAAGCCUUGUCGAUACUCAUGCUGCUUGGAUACUACUAUUAUCUACUUCAAUUAACUUCUUUGAGUUCUUGUGACAAAGUAAUUGGCAUUUUGACAUAUUGUUGGUAGUAAGUUGCAACUUUUUCCGUUAGCAGGUGACAGGUGUCCACUUGUGCAAAUUAAUCAAGGGUGCAUCCUCUGUGAAGUUUGCUGGAAUAUUACUUCAGUUUCCACAACACCUCUGGCUCUGUUGUUCAGGAUUUUAGAUUUGUGUCUCGAUGUUUAACUUUGGAAUUGCAACAGCUCAUGGAACCUACAACAAGAAUGUUACAGACAGCUUGCUUUCAGUUUGGAAUUGCAGCAGAAUGUUUAUGUUACCAAAAGUCUGUCUUACACUAUUUUAGCGAGCUUGGUCGCCUAAAGAUGUUCCAAAUAUUAAUUUA
Juglans regia (Persian walnut) is the source of this 1634-nucleotide messenger RNA. Its product is annotated as DNA-directed RNA polymerase V subunit 7. The transcript is spliced from 2 exons. Bases 643 to 1170 code for a protein of 175 amino acids. The record is from RefSeq and is a predicted model, not a curated record. Gene Ontology annotation, biological process: DNA-templated transcription initiation. Lineage: Eukaryota; Viridiplantae; Streptophyta; Magnoliopsida; Fagales; Juglandaceae. Gene Ontology annotation, molecular function: single-stranded RNA binding; single-stranded DNA binding.